CACGUCCACGUGCUCCGAUCAAAGGCGAUUCGGCACGAGUGGACCCGAGGAUCUGCUAUUAUUAGCAGUAAUGUUCUUUUUGCGAAUAGGCAAGUUCUUCCACUCUUCUGUGAAACCCAACUUGUAGGAAAUAAUCCCAUCUGGAGUGUACUUCAAGGCUCUGAUGUCGGUAACACAUGGAUGAGCAUGAUCAAAUUUUUUAUAAAAACUGUGAGUCAAAUAAUGAACUUCAUAUGGACGUAGAUUUCUAUGUGCUUCCCUGCAAGUUGCAAUGUAGUCAGCUGGAACAUUAAUCUUCUUGUUUUUCAGCUUAUUUUCUAUCUUCGAGUGCAUGGAGUCUGCCUCCAGAAACUUUUGCUCUAUCGUUACACACUUUGUCACCGAUAUCUGUAAGAGUGCAUUGGCGAGAGUCACAUUUCUGUUCUGAUAGCAGCAACCAUCACUAUACAGUAUCAAUUUGCCGGCAUCGUUCCUCAAAGGUAGUUGCGACAAGAUGAAGUUGCAAAUUAUUGUAGCAAACUCAUUUGAACCAAGGCCCCUCUCAGUCUCGUUCCACAGAUAACAGAAGCCAUCUUUGGCUUUCAAAUCGAAAACAGUAAAAGAAAACAAUGAAAGUGCCAAUAUCGUAAAGAAUGUAUGAUGUUCUACAAGGGGUAGGGGAGGUUGGGGUUAACUGGACCAUGGGGUUAACUGGACCACGUCAAUAGAAAUUAUAUGUAAAGGAAAUUUUUGUAUUCUCUCAUUGUAUGUUUACUGCAUAAGGUUGGCUGUUCUGUGUAAAGUAAUAUGGCUGGUGUGAAUACCAUACUUUCAGAAGUACAAACAAAAAACUAAUUUUCACAGGUAAGAGUAAAUUUAUUUUGCUGCAGAUAAAAGAUCCUAAAACAUGAAUUAUUAGUAGCUUACACUAUUUAUUGUUUCAGGCUAAUUUUCUAUUUAUUGCUUAACAAAAAUACAUAAUGUUAUAGUCACCUACAAGUUUGUUUACAUGCUAUUUGCAGUUAAGAGAAAAAAGUGCAUGAGGGGUUAACUGGACCAUUAAAGUUUGGGGUUAAGUGGACCGGUCCAGUUAACCCCAAAAUUGUAAGCUUAUUAUAUACGUAUUUUCACAUAUCUGCAGCACAAUUGUUCUAUCAAUUCCUGUGUAGUAAAUUUAAAAUUAUAUGGAAUAAGUGUUUUUUAAAUUCAGUUGUUUAUUUCUUUUGUUUUCUUUCAGAAAAUGCCAAGAAAUCGUGCUCGUACAACUCAAAACCGGUCAUAUUCUGUAGCAGAGCUGGAAAAUGCUGUGAAUUAUGUAGUAAAUGAACAGAUGCCUGAACGUCAAGCUGCGAAACUAUCUGGGAUCCCUCGUAGCACAGUAAAACGUUAUGUCACAAAAUACAGAGCAACAGAAGAUAUCACAAAAGUGAAUUUUCGUCCAAAGAAUGAACAUUUGCAAGUUUUUACCAGGGAUGAAGAGCUUAUUCUGGUGGACUAUAUUAUGACAAGUUCGAACAUUCAUUAUGGUUUGACAAAAGUUGCAGCAAGGCGCCUUGCUUAUGAAUUUGCAGUGGCUAAUGGAAAAACACUUAGGUCUAAUUGGGAAAUGACAAAAAUGGCAGGUGAGGACUGGCUCAUAGAAUUCAGAAAACGUCAUAACUUGGCCUUACGAACUCCAGAGCAGACAGCUUUGAACAGGGCUUUGGGAUUCAACUAAACUAAUGUCUCUGUGUUCUACACCAACUUGCGAUAUGUAAAAGAAAAGUUCAAAUUUGGUCCUCAAGAUAUCUACAAUCUCGAUGAGACAGGGGUAACAACGGUUCACAAACCUUAAAAAAUUCUUGCUGAAAUGGGAAAAAAGCAAGUAGGACAAAUGACUACUGCUGAACGAGGGGUUUUGGUUACUGUUACAGCUAUCGCAGGAGCGACAGGAAAGGUAGUGCCACCGUUCUUUAUUUUUCCAAGGAAAAAUUUCAGAGACCACAUGCUUAAAGGUGCUCCACCUGGAAGUGAUGGAGGAGCUAGUCCCAGUGGAUGGAUGACAAGUGAACUCUUUCUGUCUGUGCUGAAGCAUUUUGCAAAGCAUGAAAGACCUACUAAGGACCAACCUAAAUUAAUCAUAUUGGACAAUCAUGAAUCACAUAGUAGUAUUGACUGUCUAAACUUUGCUAAGGACAAUGGAAUUGUGUUACUAACUUUUCCUCCCCAUUGCAGUCACAAAAUGCAGCCCCUCGAUUUGACGGUAUUUGGACCUCUGAAGGCUAAAUACAACAGUGCGUGCUCUGAUUUCAUGUGUAACUUCACAGGAACACCUACCAGUGCACCAAGAAUUACCAUUUAUGACAUUGCAGGCCUUGUUGGUGUGGCUUACCCUUUGGCUUUUACACCAGCAAACAUCUUGAAGGGGUUUAGUGUUAGUGGCAUUGAACCUUUUAACUCAAAUGUGUUUACUGACCAAGAUUUUAUGUCAUCGUAUGUAACAGACCAGCCUCUAACAACUCAAUCGUCAGCAGAAUAUGACUCCCCAGGUGAAGGGCCAAGCACAUGUAGAGAUGACAACAUAGGGAAUCCUGAACCUAAUUCUGAGGAACUGAAAUCAACAAUUAGGUCUCCUGAAGACAUUUGGCCAUAUCCCAAGGUUGAAAGACGAGAAACAAAAAAUGGUCGAAGGAAAGGAAAAUCAACUGUCCUCACAGACACACCUGUAAAACGACAGCUGCAGGAAGCAGCAAACAACAGAGCAGCAAAGAAAUCGUCAACAAAACGAAACAGGACUGAAGUCAAGACAUACAGAGCACGUCGAAUAUUGGAAGAAAGCAGCAGUGACUCAAAAGAUCCUGAUCAAUUACAGUCUGUUGAUUCUUCUGAUGAUUUGUUCAACAGCGAUGAAGAUAUUGAAUCAGUUCAAAGUGGAGACUUUAUUGUGGUUAAAGUGAAAGGCAAAACUCCAACUAGCAGCCGCAAUUAUGUUGCUCAAGUUGUGAAAAUGUAUGAUGAUGGACUUGCAGUUCAGUUUUACAAGAGGGUUGUCUCCACAACCAAAUUUGAAGCUGCCAAUGAAGAAGAGACCUUCAUUGCUUCAAGCGAAGUAAUUGCUAAGCUACCUAGCCCAAUGCAUGGCACAAGAGCUCGUUACAAGAACAUGAUAUGGUUCCCAAUUGAUGUAACUAAAUUCAGUGUCCACUAGAACUGAAGAAAGUUGACCUUACUUUGGUUAUUUUAAAAUAAUCAACUCAAUUCAGAAGGAUUUGUGUUAUAUAUGUUACAUUUUAAGCUACGAGAUUGUAUGUUUACUACAUUCACUCAAAUGGUUAAGUUAACCCCAAUGUGUGGUCCAGUUAACCCACCCACUGGGGUUAACUGGACCAAAAUUUAUUUUAUUUUUUUAAUUUUUUUUUCUGAAAUGGGUAAGAGAUACAUGUACAAUGACAAUACUAAAGCUGGUGUGCAUAGGUAUGUUAAUGUUCAUGAAAUAAAACUGUAAGAAUUGACAUUAUUUCUGCAAAAUAACGAGGAAAGAAAUUUUCCGGUCCAGUUAACCCCAACCUCCCCUACUCAUGAGAUCCAUGCCGAAAUCAUUCUUGGCUCUUGACAUUCUGAAAUGAAGAAUGGAUAGCUAAAUCGUAUAAAAUAGUUUAGACAUUACCUCCAAAACAUUUGAUAUUAUGGCCUGUAUUACAAAAGUUUGAAAAGUAUAAUUUAUUGCAAUAAGUGUUUUGUAUGCAUAAAUAACCGAUGGACAAUAGGUAAAGUGUGAGAUAAUAAUAAAAUGUACCUGUCCAUACGUACAAACAAUAUCGAAACAACUAGAAUAUUAUUUUAAAAACAAUUAAUAGACAGUCCAACAAUAACACUGUGUUUGUUAACUAACAAAAUGGAGUUACGAGGUAUGCUAAUAUGCAGGAAAUCGACAGCUGGAGAUAAGAGGUUUUCUGAAAAUAGGAUUGUAGCCCAUAGGGAUUGUUUAUUGUUAUGAUCUUUGGAAUUGUAAUAUAACACAUAACUGAGUAUAUAGUAGUACCAAAAACCAAUUUUUGACAAAAAGUGGAGUUACGAGGUUUGCUAAUUAGACAGACGAUUUGCAGACACCGAGAGAAUGGCUGUGGCCGGGUUUUCUCAUACGGGGCCCUAUUCUUGACGCUGCCGGAAUAAUUCCGGUAGCAGAAUGAUCCGCAAGUUUCAACCCGCUAGACAGCUAAAUGUCUAUUCUUGAAACUGCUAUUGCUGCUACCGGAAUCAACAUUGUCGGGUUUAUGAAAUGUCUUUAUGGAAGUAUGGCAACGUCCAAUUUUGUGUUGACGUCACUGGUAGAAGGCCAAUCACAACGAGGGAAGGACCAUUUCUUAUUAAAAGUUAAAUGUUUUCAUUAUACUCGUAUAUUUUCUCUAGUUGAUGGACGUGGAGGUUAUGUAAUAUGUAUAAUAAUUACAAAACUAAUAAUUAUAAAUGAAUGGUAUGGCUUAUAUGAAAAAAAAAUCGGGGAAAUAUAUUGUGUUAUGAAAUGAACAACUUUAUUUUAUUUUAGAAAAACUACUAAAAACAUGCAAAUAUUUGCGAAAAUAUUUACAAAUUCGUGUGGAUUUUUUAUUAAAAUUUACAAUUCUUAUCCAUUAAAAGUACUCGUUUUUUAGUUUAUUGUUUCUGAUUACUUGAUAGAAUUUAAAAUUCUUAUCACUUAAAAGUAAUCGUUUCUUAGUUUGUUUCUGCUUACUUCGCCGCAACUUUUUAUGUUAGUGUAAAAUUUGAGGUGAAAAUAAAUUUUAUGCGGUGUUUCUUGAUUCAGCAAACAAUUGUGAAUGUGUACAUUAAGAUUUUUAUAACUGCAAGUCAAUACAAAAUUAUAAAAUUUUAUGAACAUCAUCUGGCAUCAUGGUGCGGGGGGAAAUGGGUAAAAGUUCUGUAUUGUGUAUCCAAGUUAACCUGUGAUCCUGUUGGCAUGAUCCUGUACACCUGAUCCUGUGGUACAUGAUGCUUAUUUUUUUAGCAGUGGGCAGACGCGUAGCGCCGACACAUUUCGCGCGACAGCGCGAAAUCUGAUGUUAUUUAUCAUAUACGUAAUUUAUUUUUUACAUCAGGUUUCGCGCUAUCGCGCGAAACAAGUCGGUGCUACACGCCUUCCCACUGAUAAAAAAGAUAAGGAUCAUAUAACACAGGAUCAGGUGUACAGGAUUAUGCCAUUAGAAUCAAAGGUAUAUCUGGAUACACCUGGAUAAGCAAUACGGAACUUGUACCAAAGUUUGUUAUUGUUUGGUGUAGGGGCUUCUUGAAAACAAUCUUAUCAAUUUAUAAACAAAAUUUUUAACUAUAUCUUCUUUCAUCAUUUAUUUAAUAAUACUUAUGUGGGUUUUCAUCGGUGUGUGUUGUUUUCAAUCAUAUUAUUUGCGUGGUAGGAAUGUUGGCUCUGUUUGUAAGAUAGGGAAGGGUAAAUAGGAUAACCUUUAUUUUCACAAUCACUUAUCAUGGUGGGAAACUCAUAUAUAAAUGGACUCAUUAAGUACUUUUCAAUUCCGGGAUGGAUGUACUUUUAACGAAUACAUGUGCAUAAUCUAACUACCACUAUAGUUUUGUUCCAUCAAAACAUGACACAUGAUUGCAAUAUUUGGUGUCAAAAACGAAUUACGUAAUAUAGAAACUACGUUACCGGUAUUGUAUUUAUCACAAUAUACGUCAAAUAAGCCACAAAUUUAUACACAGCAAAAAUUUCAAUGUUUUUUAUGCUAAGUAGGUACAAUAUUAAGUACUUAAUGGAAGAUGGUAAAUAUAACUUUCAUAACGUAAUAUUUAAAUACCUGCCAUUGCAAAUCACACAAACAAAUGUAAUAAUACUUAAAACAUUAAAUAUUAGUUAAAUUGUUACAAAAGUUUUCUCGCCACGCACACACGAAUUUUGAAGGUUGAAAGCAUCACAUGGCGUAUUUUUAUCUGAAUAAUCACAUAACAUAAUGAAGCGAAUAAGUUUUUUCUGGUUUUAAAUGAAGUAAUCUAAUAUAAGUAUAUAAACACACACAUUAUUAAACGAGAUUUAAAUGUAGCUAACCUAAACUAACCAAACAUACAAACGAUUUAAAUAUUUUUCAGAACCAUAACAGAGACUCCAUUUUGGACAAAUCAUGGUUUCAAAGAACAACGCUCAAAUCUCUACCGGAAUUGUGAUUCCGCCAGCUCACGAGGUGACGGAAUAAUUCCAGUAGUUUGUGACGUAAUUCCGAUACAUAAUUCCGCUAGCGAGUGUUCAAGAAUAGGGUUUAGCAAAUUUCUGGUGGAAUUCAGUAAUUCCGCUAGCGGAAUUCUUCCAGCAGCGUCAAGAAUAGGGCCCACGGCCUUAUUUUGUGCAAUUCCUGUGUGAAAUGCAUCUUUUUCCCCUCAUUUUUGUUCAUUUCUGGCUGAACGGGUACCACCCAAGGCCAUAACAAUCAAGGAAGAAGAAGAAAAUGGUCACAAAAAGUACAAAUAUACGUUGAACAGAAGUCUACUCUACAGUCUAGGAUAUGUAAUCAAUCCAAAAUCGUUUCGUCCUGCCGGAAGAUGCAUAAAUUCGUUUCAAGAAAUGCUGUCUUAAUUGCAGCAUGUGAAGUUGACUGCUCAGAGCAGAAGCCUUUCGAAGCGGUUUUUCUCCCAAUCAAGGAGGAGUUGACACAUGAACUGCCGGCAGAUGGAGACGUCUGUGUGAAGCAGGAGCCAAUCACGGAGGAGUUGAACGAACUGUGUUCCUGUACCGGUCUGUGCCAGCAAGUGAAGGAGGAGAUAACUAUAGAAGAGCACUCCACUACCCCAGCCGCAGCAGUAGUUGAACGGAAUGAACCUCACAACUGUGUGGGUCGCCAUGGCAACACUUCAUCCAGCUGCAUUGGACACAGUUCCCAAGACUCACCAGAUACCAGCAUCUUAUUGAAGAGAGAUGUGUCUCAUACUGACACCAUAUCAAACAGCAUAAAUAAUUUAGCUGGAUCCACUGAUGUUAAUGUUACUAACAGUCAGGAUAAAAUUUGCACUGGUAACAACAUUUUAUCAUUUGGAUUUAGUUCGUACAUUCAACAACAGUAUGCCCAAAAAGACACUGGCAAUAAACAAUUUUCUUGUGCAGAAUGUUCAGCAAAGUUUAGCCACAAAGGUGACCUGAAGAAGCAUACUCGAACACACACUGGAGAAAAACCUUUUCCGUGUACAGUAUGUUCUGCCAAGUUUAGACAGCUUAGUCAUCUGAAGCAGCACUCUUUUGUACACACUGGAGAAAAACCUUAUUCUUGUACCGUAUGUUCUGCAAAGUUUAGACAGCAUACUGCUCUGAAGCAGCACACUCGAACACACUCUGGAGAAAAACUUUUUUCAUGCACAAUAUGUUCUGCAAAGUUUAGCCAACUUGAUCAUCUGAAGGAGCACACUCAAACACACACUGUAGAAAAAACUUUCUCGUGUACAGUAUGUUCUGCCAUGUUUAGCCAGCUUAGUCAUCUGAAGCAACACACUCGAACACACACUGGAGAAAAAACAUUUUCUUGUUCAGUAUGUUCUGCCAAGUUUAGACAACAUAGUCAUCUGAAGGAGCACACUCGAACACACACUGGAGAAAAACCUUUCUCUUGUACAUUUUGUUCUGCUAAGUUUAGUCAGCAAGGUGCUCUGAAACUGCACACUCGAACACACACUGGAGAAAAACCUUUUUCAUGUACAAUAUGUCCUGCAAAGUUUAGCCAUCAAGGUAACCUGAAGCAACACAUACAAACCCAUACUGGAGAAAAACCUUUUUCUUGUACACUAUGUUCUUCCAAGUUUAGACUGCUUAGUCAUCUGAGGCAACACACUUAUAUACACACUGGAGAAAAACCUUUCUCUUGUACAGUAUGUUCUGCUAAGUUUAGUCAGCAAGGUGCUCUGAAGCAGCACACUCGAACACACACUGGAGAAAAACCUUUUCCAUGUACAGUAUGUUCUGCCAGGUUUAACCAGCAAGGUGACCUGAAAAAGCAUACUCGAACCCACACUGGAGAAAAACCUUUUUCUUGUGCAGUAUGUUCUGCCAAGUUUAGACAGCUUAGUCAUCUGAAGCAGCACACUCGAACACACACUGGAGAAAAAACAUUUUUCUUGUAAACUGUGUUCUGCCACAUCUAGCCAUCAAAAUGCUUUGAAAAGGCAUACAGUAAUGCAUUGCGUUAACGAACUUCAGGAUAACGUACACUUCACUAUAACGAACAUCUCCUAUGGUCCCGCCAAAACGCAAUGCAAUCACACGUAAAUUAUUUUCAACUAUACGAAUUUUCCAGCAAUAUUUUGCAAGAGGUUUACAAAAUCUUCACGUUAACGAACACGAUAUAUAUGCUGGACAAUCUUCAUAAAUAUUUCCGUCUCAAAAUUUCAUUAUGAAAUGAUAACGAAACGUAAGAAGCGAAACAAUACGGCACACAAUGACAGCAGAACACAUCAAUUAGGUAACAACGCUAUUAAUAUCUAACGUCUUUUGUUGACGCGCCUACAGCGCUCCCACUUCUAGCAUCUGCCGCCACCUUGCAUUGGCGCGCCUGCAGCGCUCCUACUUCUAGCAUCCACCGCCAAAGGCCAUUUUCCGUUGCGGAUGUUUUGUAUACACCAUUAUGUCAUAUCCGUGUUGUGUGUUUUUAUUUCGCGCCUGCAAUACAAAACAUGUUACGUAAAUUGUAAAGUAUCGUGUGAGUUUUAUGUUUGUAAUUUUUUUUUUUUUUACAUUUUCAAAUUGUUUGGCAAAAUGUUGCCGAGAAAGCGGAAAUCAUUUGAUAUGAAAACGAAACUAGCUAUAAUUAAAGCAGUAGACGACGGGAAGAUGAAAACCGACAUCGCAACAGAAUUUGGUAUCGCGAAAUCUACUUUGUCCACGAUUUUAAAUCAGCGGUCUGAAAUUAUGAAACAUGAUUUUUUAUCCCAUAGCCGAAAACGUAUUUCAGUGGCACCAUAUGAAGUCUUGGAGAAGCGAUUGUUUGACUGGUUGAUGCAGUCAAGAGCAUCAAACAUACCAGUAGCUGGGAAUGUCUUGCAGGAGAAGGCACUCGAAGAAGCCCUAAAAUUGGGAUUUGACAACUUUCAAGCUUCAGGUGGGUGGCUACACAGAUUUAAGGCAAGGUACAACUUGAGUACCCUGAAAGUGUCUGGUGAAGCUGUUGCUGUUUAUGUCACUGUACAGGAGAAAUGGCAAGCCGAACUGGAUUCUCUGAUUGCCGAUUAUGAGAAGAAAGACAUUUUUAAUGCUAAAGGGCGGGAAUAUUUUUUAAUCUCCUUCUUGAUAGAACUUUGGAGGUUAGGGGUCAAACAUGCCAUGGAGGCAAAAGAAACAAAGAAUGUUUCACAGUGCUUUUUUGUGUAAACAGCGAUGGUUCUGAAAAAAUGGAACCACUAAUUGUUGGUAAAUUUGCUAAACCACGUUGUUUCAAAAAUGUAAAGCACUUGCCAUGCAAGUAUAGGAACAACAAGAACUCUUGGAUGAUCUCAUCAUUGUUUCAAGGAUGGGUGUGCAAAACCGGAAGGUAAUGUUGUUUAUUGACCACUGUGCUGCCCAUAAUGCUAAUUCUGCUGCUCUAAGGAACAUCAAAGUGGUUUUCCUUCCACCAAAUUGCACCAGUACAUUACAACCACUUGAUCAGGGCAUCAUAGCACAGGUGAAACGAGAUUAUAAAAGACAGCUGGUGCAGUUUCUUCUGCGACAGAUGGAUUGUGGUAAAGAAGCGAGUGUUUUAAAGUGGAACAUUUUGCAAGCUAUCCACAGACUGUGUUCGGCAUGGAGCCGAAUCAAGCCUAGCACUGUUGUGAAUUGUUUUGCCAGGGCAGGGUUCCCUGCAAGCUCAAGUGGAGAUGACUGUAUUGAUGAUGCAGAUGAAUGUGAAGCUGCAUGGGUGGAAAUACAAAAAAAAUUUGAUAGCUGCCAGUCAUAAUGUCUACCAUUGAUAAUCAGCUGACAUGUAUCAGAUGAUACAACUUCAGAGUGUGACGAGGAGACCGCCCAGGCAAACGAAGAUGAGGAGGAUGAUACGGAAGAGGUUGAGCUCAAGCGGCCUUGGAGAGAUGUGUUGGAGAGGCUGUUUUUAACGUCUCACCACAUGGGAGUUCUCCAAAGUAUUGAGAAGGAUGUAACUCGGGAACUGGGGGCAAUGAAAAAGCAGUCAUCAAUUAAAGACUUUUUUUCAAAAUCAAAGGGAAUUGUGUGUUUUUUUUGUUGAAAUCAGCUAGUUUACUUCAUAUAAUUACAUAGUCUUACUUUAAUAUUUUAGAACAGUGUUUUUUAAUGUGUUCCCAUGAACUUGAGUCUGCACCAUCUGUUUUUAAAGACAAGAUCAGUUAAACUAGAAUUGAUAAAUAUUACAUAUUUUUAUUCUUAAUGUGUUUACAGUUAUUUACAAGUUUUCAUGAUUUUUUAUAGUGAUGAAUUGAGAAAUAAGUAAUUUUUAUACAGUUGCUAACGUACUUUUUAUGUUGUUAAUAGACACAACCAAAAAUAAAGCAAUUUUUAUGAUUUCAG
This is a messenger RNA of Bacillus rossius redtenbacheri, 10462 nucleotides long. Its product is annotated as gastrula zinc finger protein XlCGF57.1-like. The record is from RefSeq and is a predicted model, not a curated record. Gene Ontology annotation, biological process: regulation of transcription by RNA polymerase II. Gene Ontology annotation, molecular function: RNA polymerase II cis-regulatory region sequence-specific DNA binding; DNA-binding transcription factor activity, RNA polymerase II-specific. The transcript has 5 exons. Gene Ontology annotation, cellular component: nucleus. The coding region runs from base 6505 to 8070 and encodes 521 amino acids. Lineage: Eukaryota; Metazoa; Arthropoda; Insecta; Phasmatodea; Bacillidae.